Messenger RNA from Globicephala melas (long-finned pilot whale), 2295 nucleotides. RefSeq names its product thyroid stimulating hormone receptor (gene TSHR). Gene Ontology annotation, cellular component: plasma membrane. Gene Ontology annotation, molecular function: G protein-coupled peptide receptor activity; thyroid-stimulating hormone receptor activity. The record is from RefSeq and is a predicted model, not a curated record. NCBI's taxonomy places the organism in Eukaryota, Metazoa, Chordata, Mammalia, Artiodactyla, Delphinidae. Gene Ontology annotation, biological process: adenylate cyclase-activating G protein-coupled receptor signaling pathway; hormone-mediated signaling pathway; activation of adenylate cyclase activity.
AUGAAACCGACGCCCCUGCUGCAGCUGGCGCUGCUUCUUGUCCUGCCCAGGAGCCUGAGGGGGAAAGGGUGUCCUUCUCCGCCCUGCAAAUGCCACCAGGAGGACGACUUCAGAGUCACCUGCAAGGAUAUCCACCGCAUCCCCAGCUUACCGCCCAGUACGCAGACCCUGAAGUUUAUAGAGACUCAUCUGAAAACCAUUCCCAGUCAUGCAUUUUCAAAUCUGCCCAAUAUUUCCAGGAUCUACUUGUCAAUAGAUGCAACUCUGCAGCGGCUGGAAUCACAUUCCUUCUACAAUUUGAGUAAAAUGACUCACAUAGAGAUUCGGAAUACCAGAAGCUUAACUUACAUAGACCAAGGCGCCCUGAAAGAGCUCCCCCUUCUAAAGUUCCUUGGCAUUUUCAACACUGGACUUAGAGUAUUCCCAGACCUGACCAAAGUUUAUUCCACUGAUGUAUUCUUCAUACUUGAAAUUACAGACAACCCCUACAUGACUUCGAUCCCUGCGAAUGCUUUUCAGGGCCUGUGCAAUGAAACCUUGACACUGAAACUAUACAACAAUGGCUUUACUUCAGUCCAAGGACAUGCUUUCAAUGGGACAAAGCUGGAUGCUGUUUACCUGAACAAGAAUAAAUACCUGACAGCUAUUGAUAAAGAUACAUUUGGAGGAGUUUACAGUGGACCAACCUUGCUGGAUGUCUCUCAUACCAGUGUUACUGCCCUGCCAUCCAAAGGCCUGGAACACCUGAAGGAACUGAUAGCAAGAAACACUUGGACUCUAAAGAAACUUCCACUUUCCUUGAGUUUCCUUCAUCUCACACGGGCUGACCUUUCUUAUCCGAGCCACUGCUGUGCUUUUAAGAAUCAGAAGAAAAUCAGAGGAAUCCUUGAGUCUUUAAUGUGUAAUGAGAGCAGUAUUCGGAGCCUGCGUCAGAGAAAAUCUGUGAAAGCUGUAAAUGGUCCCUUUGAACAAGAAUAUGAAGAGGAUCUGGGUGACGGCAGCGCUGGGUACAAGGAAAACUCCAAGUUCCAGGAUACCCACAGCAACUCUCAUUAUUACGUCUUCUUAGAAGAACAAGAGGAUGAGAUCAUUGGUUUUGGCCAAGAGCUCAAAAACCCCCAGGAAGAGACCCUACAGGCCUUUGACAGCCAUUAUGACUACACCGUGUGUGGGGGCAGUGAAGACAUGGUGUGUACCCCCAGGUCGGAUGAGUUCAACCCCUGUGAAGACAUAAUGGGCUACAAAUUCCUGAGAAUCGUGGUGUGGUUUGUUAGUCUGCUGGCUCUCCUGGGCAAUGUUUUUGUCCUGGUCAUCCUCCUCACGAGCCACUACAAACUGACUGUCCCACGCUUUCUCAUGUGCAACUUGGCCUUCGCAGAUUUCUGCAUGGGGAUGUACCUGCUCCUCAUAGCCUCCGUAGACCUCUACACGCAGUCUGAGUACUACAACCAUGCCAUCGACUGGCAGACAGGCCCUGGGUGCAACACAGCUGGUUUCUUCACCGUCUUUGCCAGCGAAUUGUCAGUGUACACACUGACAGUCAUCACCCUGGAGCGCUGGUACGCCAUCACCUUCGCAAUGCGCCUGGACCGCAAGAUCCGCCUCAGGCACGCCUACGCCAUCAUGGUUGGGGGCUGGGUUUGCUGCUUCUUGCUCGCCCUGCUCCCUUUGGUGGGAAUAAGCAGCUAUGCUAAGGUCAGUAUCUGCCUGCCCAUGGACACCGAGACUCCUCUUGCCCUGGCAUAUAUUAUCCUUGUUCUGUUGCUCAACAUAGUUGCCUUUAUCAUCGUCUGCUCCUGUUACGUGAAGAUCUACAUCACAGUCCGGAAUCCCCAGUACAACCCGGGGGACAAAGACACCAAAAUUGCCAAAAGGAUGGCUGUGUUGAUCUUCACUGACUUCAUGUGCAUGGCCCCAAUCUCAUUCUAUGCUCUGUCAGCACUUAUGAACAAGCCUCUCAUCACCGUUACCAACUCCAAAAUCUUGCUGGUUCUCUUCUACCCACUUAACUCCUGUGCCAAUCCAUUCCUCUAUGCCAUUUUCACCAAAGCCUUCCAGAGGGAUGUGUUUAUCCUGCUCAGCAAGUUCGGUAUCUGUAAACGUCAGGCUCAGGCAUACCGGGGUCAGAGAAUUUCUGCAAAGAACAGCACCGGUUUUCAGGUCCAAAAGGUUACCCAAGACAUGAGGCAAAGUCUCCCCAACAUGCAGGACAACUAUGAACUGCUUGAAAACUCCCAUCUAACCCCAAAUAAGCAGGACCAAAUCUCAAAAGAGUAUAAGCAAACAGUUUUGUAA